Messenger RNA from Closterium sp. NIES-67, 2995 nucleotides. Lineage: Eukaryota; Viridiplantae; Streptophyta; Zygnematophyceae; Desmidiales; Closteriaceae. The record is from the annotation of a GenBank genome assembly.
UUUGAGGGGGAGAAUCUCCAUCCUGCACCAACUUCAAACAUUGAGUCCCCUUGUUUUUCAUCACCAGACGACUCGGUUUGCUGCUGAUUUCACCAGGCAUGUUCGUCGUCAGUCAAGCUUCGGCAAGAUCAGGGCCAGCUUCGGACUGACCGAUCCGCCUGUUUCUGCCUUUUUUUCGCGCCUCGCUGUCAUGUUAGAUCAGUCGUUGCACAGCGUCUAGUGUCCAGCCUCACAGCGAGAAGUUACCAGCCUCACAUUGGCUCCGCAGUAUUUAUUUCCGAAAGCACAUACCAUAUUUCCCCAUCUAAUAAUUCAAGCCGCUUAGUAAUUGACGGGGUACCUCGCAUUGUCGUCUCGGCGGAAGUUUCUCGUGCAUGAAAACAAUGGCUUCGCAGCAUAGCUUAUCUCCUGAUGAGACAACAGCGGCUAAAACCUCCAGGCCUCAAGACAAGCAAGAAGCCGAUUGCAAUGGCUCGAAUGAUUUAAAUGACUCAAAUGUCUCGACCGGCUUCAACGGCUCUCCGUUCGUCGUGCUCUCGUACCGUCAGGCGGCGCGUCUCGUCGCCAUAUCGGCCAUGGCUCUCGUGCUGCUGCUCGCAGCCACCUUCCAGCUCGGCCGGAUGUCGAUCAGAUUCGAUCCCGUCGCCGUUCAAAAGCCUGCUUCGGCCGCUCAAAAGCCUGCUUCGGCCUUUCAACAGCCUGCUUCGGCCGUUCAAAAGCCUGCUUCGGCCGUUCAAAAGCCUGCAUUCAUGAACAUCGCUGAUUCCAGUGCAGCAGAUUCAGGCAGCGUCGGAAAGAUCGCAGCCGUCGAUGGGUACCCCCUAGACGAGCCUCCUCCAUUAGAUGCAGUCCCGGUAAACGGCAUUGUCACAGCAACAAUUCCUCCUGACACCCCUCGCCGUCGCGUGCUGCGAUCUCGAGGUCGCCCCAGGCCGUCCAAACCCGCCAAGAAGCCCGCUCCUGCCAAGUCGCGUGCUCCUGCCAAGAAAAAACCGCAGGCAAAGGUAAAGGCAGAGGUGAAGGCAGAGGUGAAGGAGGAGAGUAAGAGCGGCGGUGAUGAGAAGGAGGUGGUGGUAGUACCUGCUGAUCAGGCUGCAGCGACUGAAGACGCUGCUAAAGCGGCGGAAGCAGCGGCUGCUGCAGCAGCUGCUGCUGCGAAUGGUGCUGGGGAAGGGGGAGGAGGUGCUAGCGCCGCUGCAGCUGGUGACUCUGGCGCUGCUGCUGCUGCUGCCGCUGCUGCUGCUACUGACUCUGCUGCUGAACCUACCCUUACUGCUGCUGCUGGUGCUGGUAAUGGCGAAAGUAAUGCGUCUGGUGCUUCGGAGGGCUCUCCUGCUGCUACGGCUGAGGCUACCCCUGCUGCUGCGUCAGACACCUCGAGCUCCACGUCAGCAGCCGCCACCUCAGCGCCAGCCGAGUCCACGUCCUCGCCGUCCGACGCAGCAGCGGCCCCUGCAAGGACAAUUGACCCCACGACCUAUUACUCUGCAGAGGGGUUGGAGAGGCUGCGAGAUCCGUGUGGGGGCAUUGGAGGCAUUGGAGGCAGCAGCGACGGUAGCAGCAGCGGCGAUCACUGGUGCUACAAUCGCUGCCACAGGCGAACGAGGUCGGGGUACUGCGUCAAAGAGCUGCUGAGGCUCUAUGACGAGGCGUACAGCCCCCUGUGGCCGACACGGGUGGACCUGCUGAUCCGCAGCUACGUGUCGGACAAUUUCUUCCUUACAGCGUUCCUCUUUGCAAGCAUAGAGCAGAUGUGGCCAGCUGGCAUUGGUGACGUCAUCCUGGUGCUGGAUGAGAAUGAUCGCCACGUGGAAGACAUUGUGCCGCCCUGGGUCAAGAUCUACUACGAGAAGAACUAUCUGGGCCUGGUGCCCAAGCUGGUGCAGCAGUGGAGCUACCUGUGGGCCGACAACUACACACGGGCGCCCUACGUGGCCAUCAUUGAUGAUGACGUCAUCUUUAACCUCAAGGUGACCCCCGGCCUCCUCUUCAACCUGACGGAUGGCAAGCCCUUCAUCAUCGGCAGCCAGAACAUGCAGGGCAAGAACUGGCGCAAGGCCAGCCGCUACUUCGUGGGCCCCAUGAACUACUUCGCCAACUUCAUGGUGCAGCUGCCCUUCGUCUUCCCGCGGGCCGUGCUGCCCAAGUUCAGGGACCACGUCGGGGCACUGCACCGGCGGAGGUUUGGCCCGAGCUUCGACGCGGCGUUCAAGUUCUGGGCGGAGCGCGGGCCGGUGGCGGACCGGUCGCAGAUAGCGCACACCACUCUUGGGAACUACAUGUGGUUCUUUGCAAACGAUUCGGCGCACUGGGCGUUUGAGUGGGAGUCGCGCACGCCCAUUCCUCGCGUGGGCGUGCACAUCCCGCACACACACGAGUUCCGCAACGCCACUGGCUCGUCCAGGGCCGCCCAACGGCUGGUGAAGACCUACGUUGACUUGACGGGAACCUACGCCCACGAGGGGCUCUGCAACGCUUUCCCCGAGGGUGAGUUGGCGCACUGCGAGGACGCCUCCCGGGCACAGAGCCAAAUUUGGAGGUAUUCGUUGAGCGGGAGUGACUGGGCGAUUUUCCAAAGCGGGACUGUGAACGGGACGGUAAUGCAUGAUGAUUAUAUGUGGGAGUUGGGGUGCAUGUAUAAGCGCGUGGUCGAGGCGAAGACUGGGGAGUGGAAGGAGGAUGUGGAGGGGAAGCGGAGGGCGUUGGUGAAGGAACUGACUCGGCACUGCAUUGUUCCGCAUUCUAACAAGUAGUGAGGAGCAAGAGGGAUGUAGUACUUGGGUUCAGUGUGGAAGUUUCCAUCACUUAAUUGGUUCUACUGGUUGUUCAGUGGCCAGGCCGGAGUUUCCCUUCAUAUUCUCUGUUGGGAACAUUGUAACAUGUUUUCUCACAUUCUAGGUAGUCCAAUGAUGGAGAUCAUAAGAUCAGUUAGUCAUGCUGCAUGCAUGGUUGAGAGCAAAUAUACAGCCAAACCAUUUACACAUUUCACGUAAAA